AUGCUUCUCCGUCAGCCUUAUCGUGGACCAGUCCGCAAAUUAGUCCUUGCCUUCGACGUGGGCACCACAUACAGUUCAAUUUCCUACUGUAUACUUCAACCUGGAAAAGUUCCAAAGAUUGAGCCUGUCGUCAGAUAUCCGGCCCAAGAGCACAGCGGAGGGUAUUCGAAAAUACCUUCUAUACUCUACUAUGAUUCAAACGGAACUGCACGUGCCAUUGGCGCUGAAACACUACAGGAACAUAUCAUCGACAGGGCUGAGGAUGAUGGAUGGAUAACAGUCGAAUGGUUUGUUUUGUGGAAAUUGCGCCUUCGGCUCAGGCAUUUGGCUGCCAACUAUAUCACCGACGACGAUAUCCCACCACUUCCGCCAGGCAAAAAUGCUGUCGAGGUGCUUGGCGACUUCAUGCAAUACCUUUUUCGUUGUGCACGCAGCUAUAUCCAGGAGACUCAUCCAAGCGGAUCUGCUCUUUGGCGGUCACUCGAGAACCGGAUCGAAUUUGUCCUUACACACCCAAAUGGCUGGGAGGGCCCGCAGCAGAAGCAGAUCAGGCUAGCUGCCGUCCUUGGCGGUCUCGUUCCCGGUACAGAAGACGGCAUGACACGUGUCCAUCUGCUGACCGAAGGAGAAGCGAGUUUGCAAUACUGUGUCGCUAAUACCCUAGCCUCAGAUGCAUUGUCGAAGACACCGAUACUUGCACCUGAAGAUGGCGAAGAUGAUGACAUCUCGGCUAGUCAAGGCGUUGUCGUCAUCGAUGCAGGAAGAGUAACAGUCGAUCUUAGUGCUUACUCGAUGUCUUUAUCCCCGACGCUGAUCAAAGAGAUUGCUGCGACCGAAUGUCGACUCCAGGGAUCUGUAUUCGUGACUCUUCGUGCUCGUGAUCUUCUUCAAGAAAAAUUAUCCGGCAGUCGUUACGGCACACCAGAUAUAGUCCAACAAAUGACAGAGAUCUUUGACCGUACCACCAAACGUAUGUUCCGCAACUCGGAAGACCCGUCAUACAUCAAGUUCGGUACUAUCCGUGACAAAGAUCCUCAGCACGAUAUUCGUAGCGGUUACCUUAAAUUGAGCGGGCAAGUCUUACAAGACGUAGCAAAACUCUUCGAACCCUCGAUCAGCAGCAUCAUCGAAGCUUCCGAAACUCAAAGAAAAGCUGCAGGCACUCCGAUCACAUUUGUAUUUUUCGUCGGACGCUUUGCUGCGAACGACUGGAUGUUCGCCAAGUUGCACGCAUACUUCCAGUCGCUUAAUAUUAGCUUCAGUCGACCAGAUAACCAUUGCAAUCAAGUCGUUGCGAAUGGUGCUGUGUCAUAUUUCAUCGAUCAUUUGGUAUCGACUCGUGUGGCCCGUUUCACAUACGGCACAGAGUGUAGCGUCCUAUUUAACCCAUUAGAUAUGGAGCAUCGUUCUAGGCAAAAGGAAGUUUUCCGAAGUGUCUCGGGAACUCUUGCUCUGCCUGGUGCAUUUUCUUCCAUACUGACCAAGGGAACACUGGUCUCUGUGCAGCAAGAGUUCAGCAAGACAUUCGCUAUCCGACGGUAUAACAAGGCCGCAUGUAACCAAGUCGAUGUCCGCAUCAUGUUGUACAGGGGUCUCCGACAACCGGAUUGGAUGGACACAGAGCGAAGCUUAUUCUCCACGUCAUGCACCGUCCACGCAGACACAUCGAAAAUUGCCGAGAAACUAACAAUCAAGCGCUCCGCCGAAGGUUCCACGUAUUAUUCGAUGGAGAUCAAAGUCAUUCUUCUUUUCGGGUUGACAGAGUUGAAGGCUAUGAUUAGCUGGGAAGAUGGGGUAAGU
Molecule: messenger RNA, 1800 nt
Organism: Suillus discolor
Lineage: Eukaryota; Fungi; Basidiomycota; Agaricomycetes; Boletales; Suillaceae
Exons: 10
Source: RefSeq, a predicted model, not a curated record